Penicillium oxalicum is the source of this 711-nucleotide messenger RNA. Its product is annotated as C40 family peptidase. NCBI's taxonomy places the organism in Eukaryota, Fungi, Ascomycota, Eurotiomycetes, Eurotiales, Aspergillaceae. The transcript has 2 exons. Bases 1 to 711 code for a protein of 236 amino acids. The record is from RefSeq and is a predicted model, not a curated record.
AUGCUGUUCACGCCUCUUGCUGCCUUCUCUUUGGCCAUUCUUCCGUCCACAAUCAACGCAUACCCUGUCAAGACUGACGACCUGCACUGUCGCUCCGGUCCGGGUACCAACUAUGCUGUUGUAAAGUCAUACAAAAUUGGAACCGACCUUACCAUUACUUGCCAGGCUCCGGGCACUGUGGUCAGUGGGGAUGAGCUGUGGGACAAGACCUCGGACGGCUGCUAUGUGAGCGACUACUAUGUCAAAACCGGCACAAGCGGCUAUGUCACCAAGCAAUGUGGCAGCGGAAGCAGCGGCGGCUCCGGCUCUGGUGCAGCGAUCGUCGCUGCUGCUGAGAAGGAGAAAGGUCUCCCCUAUGUCUUUGGCGGUGGAGGCUGUGCCGGCCCCUCUAGCGGAGGCUUUGACUGUUCGGGGUUGACUCAGUAUUCGCUCUGCAAGGCGUUGAACAAGAAGAUUCCUCGUGAUGCGCAGUCGCAGUAUGACGCCACCAGCCAAGGCAAGCGCAUCCCUCGGGCUCAGGCACAAGAGGGCGAUCUUCUCUUCUGGGCCAACAAUGGCAAUUGUAAUACCGGCGUUGCCCACGUUGGGAUCUUCAUUCGCGACGGUUUGAUGAUCAAUGCGGCACACACUGGUACUCCGGUCCGGGAGCAGUCAAUUUGGACAUCCUCUGGCGGCGAAAGCAUCUGCCCAUAUGCCAUGCGAUUCUGGUGA